This is a messenger RNA of Epinephelus lanceolatus (giant grouper), 1669 nucleotides long. RefSeq names its product outer dynein arm docking complex subunit 4 (gene odad4). Gene Ontology annotation, molecular function: protein binding. Gene Ontology annotation, cellular component: cytoplasm. Lineage: Eukaryota; Metazoa; Chordata; Actinopteri; Perciformes; Serranidae. The record is from RefSeq and is a predicted model, not a curated record.
GUUUGUAGAUACACGCUGAAGUUAACUUGUUUGGUAGUGUUAUGACGGAAAAGUUUGCCUAAAAUGUCAGACUCAGACGAAAAUCACGAGGGCCAAAAGCCGAAGGGCGUGUUCUCCACUUUAAUGGCCGAUGGGUACUGGCUGUACAUUAAAGGAGAGUAUGAAAAGGCUGUGAGCAGCUACACAGCGGCGCUGACUUUAAAGCCCGAUGACAAGAACUGUUUUGUUGGCCGAUCCAAAUGUUACCUGAAGAUGGGGCAAUCUGAAAAUGCUCUCAAAGAUGCAGAGGCUUCACUCAAAGAGGACAAGUCAUUCUUUGAGGGAUUAUACCAGAAGGCAGAGGCAUUGUACUACAUGGGAGAAUUUGAAUUUGCACUGGUGUUUUACCACAGAGGACAAAAGCUGCGUCCACAAAUACAGGAGUUCAGACUGGGUAUCCAGAAAGCACAGGAGGCCAUAGAAAACUCUGUUGGCAGUCCUUCUUCUAUAAAACUGGAGAUUAAGGGAGACCUAUCAUUUCUAAAAAAAGAUGAAGAGAGGGCCCAGCCAAUCGCUGCUAUUCAGCAUCUGACAAAAGAAAAGAAACAGCAGACCCAGAAGACCCCUAAGAGUGAGAAGACCACCAAACAACUGCUGGGAGAGUUUUACAGUGACAAGAAAUAUCUAGAAAGCCUGCUCAAGGAUAAAGAUUUGGUAAAAGGUAAGACAAAAGGUGGAGAGCGACUGCAGGACGUCAUUCAGGGCUGCCUUACAUACCUCGACACUUGCACCGAGUUCUGGAACCAGGAGAAACCUAUCUGUGCACAGGAAAAGGAGCAAAAGCUCAUGCAGCAAAAAUCUGGCAAGACCCGCCAAAGCGCACUCUCUGAGCCUGCUCAAUUUUUGCUGAGGAGCCUGAAUGAAAUUGAUGCAGCGUUGACCUCUGGAAAUGCGGAGGGUAGUCAAAAGAAGGCGGAGGAAGUCAUGAAGAUAGUGCAGCGCUGGUCUGAGAAAGAGGUGCCUAAUAAGAAAGAGGUUUUGGGCACUCUGCACAGCUGUAUUGGGAAUGCCUUGAUCGACUUGGGAGACAUGGACAAAGCUUUAGAGCACCAUCAAAAAGACUUGGAGUUGGCUAAACAGUACAAACUCCCAGAUGCGAUGUCCAGGGCUCUGGAUAACAUUGGACGUGUUUAUGCCCAAACUGGACAGUUCACACAGGCUGUCGAGUUCUGGGAGAAGAAGAUUCCCUUGGUCCGUGGUGGUUUGGAGAAGACGUGGUUGUUUCAUGAGAUUGGUUGGUGUUACCUGGAGCUGAAUCUCUACAAAGAAGCCCGAGACUAUGGGGUCCGCUCAGUUGCUGCGGCCGAUGAAAUUGCUGAUGAGAAAUGGCAGAUAAAUGCCAACGUCUUGGUGGCACAGUCAGAAUUGAAACUUGGAAACUUUGAAUCCUGCAUCCCCCACUUUGAGAAAGCCCUGACCCAGGCUAAAUUGCAAGAGGACGACUCUGCCAUCAGUGUCAUUCAGAAGGCCCUAGAUGAAGCAAAGCAACACCUCCCACAGUGAGGAUGUCCUGAGUCAAGUUUUGUGGUGGUGUGUGUGUGUGUGUGUGUGUGUGUGUGUGUGUGUGUGUGUGUGUGUGUGCUAACAGAAGACAGCAAUCAUCAAAUGAGAGUUGAUAGAACAAAAAGAG